Molecule: messenger RNA, 2817 nt
Organism: Didymella exigua CBS 183.55
Lineage: Eukaryota; Fungi; Ascomycota; Dothideomycetes; Pleosporales; Didymellaceae
Exons: 1
Coding region: 216-2669 (817 amino acids)
Source: RefSeq, a predicted model, not a curated record
GGCGGGGGGUUCAACAUGGCGCAAGGGCCCGUCGCUGCACCGCAAGAGCACCACAUAGCGUACAACGAUCAGGAUGCGUAUCUCGAUGUCGAUACUUACUCAUGGCAAGAAUGUCUCCAGACCAUUGAGGACCAUGAAUGGUCGUCCUUACAUUCGACUGCUGGAAAGUCUGUCUCGAUUGACGACGCGUGAGUGACACAAUAUACUCAACUCCAAUGACUGACAUCGGCAGGGACUGUAUGAACGAAUCCAUGAGGACAGACCCGGCAUCAGUGGAUAACUUCGCUGCCUCUGCACCUUCAAUACCCAAAGAAUCUCGCACCUUUGAGAAGCCAGCCCUCCUCGUCGACGGCGCGGAGUGUUGUGAGCGAAACCAUCCGAGAGGAGGUCACCUGCCAAGCCCCGCUGCCUCCGAGCUCGAAGUGACGAGAUCGGUGACGAUGGUAUCGACCGCAAAGGCGACGCCGACAGAACCGGAUAUAGCCGGUAAUACCACAGGUACAGCACAAUCACAGCUGCAAGACACAACAAUAGGGGAUCCUGGCCCUACUCCAGAUGUAAGGGCUGCGACUAUCACUGUUGAAUUCGCCGACGAAGUAUCACGCGACUUGGCUCCUCCGGAAGACCAAGAUGCACGACCUCCGCCUCAUGUGUCAAACGGUGCGGACAUGGACCAAUGCAUUGAAGCUACUCCAGAGGGCACCGCAGGCACAGUCGUCAUAGUUUAUCCCCCAACACCAGCUCUGAGUGUUUCAGGACUGCAUCAUCCGGUUGAUGAGAUCAGUUGCAAGCCAGUCUUAACUACAGAUUGUGAAAAUACUGAGGUUGUCGAAGAAGCAGCGUCCAGGACUAUUGCCGACCCGCCGCACUCGCAAGGGCGACCUCAUUGCCGCCCGCCAACUGCUAUCGACGAGCACGAAGACGAGGAGUUGCAUCUCGCAUUGCCUGCGCGCGUACCCACAACGCCAUCAUUGCGUGCUAUGGAUGGGCAGGUCAUUCGGCGCCCACCGCAAGACUGGCACAAAGCAUACAUUGCGAAGGAAGGCGUUGUCGAUUUACAGCUGCCCGGACACGGUGGGCGAUGCUCUGCAACAGAGGAGGCGGUUAUCACGGAUUCAUUCAUGACAUCGAGCACACAACCAGUACCAGCCCUGAUACCUGAUGGUCCUAGCACACCACCAGCCAGCCCUGAUUCUGGGUCGCAAGACGUUGGCCUUGCUUCCGUCACAGUAUCACUCGCUUCGUGUUCGUUGGCAAACAAAUCACCCUCACAGCAGCGCAAGCGCCCUUUUGCCGGCGCAACACCAGGAACAGGCACAGGUGAAGAGUCUCUGGCAAAGAGACAGAAACUCUGCGCAGAUGAGCCUGCGGCUGAUCAGGUCGACUGUGAAGAGGAGCUCGUUGCUGCAGAGAUCGACCACCGCGAGACAGCCGAGCAGGAACCCGGGGAAGUUCCGGUGGAUGAUUUGAACCCAUUGCAGGACGAUCAGACAUCGGUCUGUGAUGGUGAUGAUGGUGAUGAUGGUGGUGAUGAUGGUGGUGAUGAUGAUGGUGGUGAUGAUGGUGAUGAUGAUGGUGAUGAUGAUGAUGAUGAUGCCAGACCCGACGUCGACGCCGCGACAUCGAUCACAGCUACGGAGGACCUUGAAGAUCCCCGCUCGACGACAAGCCUCGACGACGCUGCUCAAGUCCCUGUCGCGGCGGACGCUUUUGAUGCGGUUGCCAGCGGCCCUUCGGACACGUCUACUAAGGACGCCAUUCCAUCUCCGGAAGACCAUGGGAGGCAAUCGGACUCAGCUACCGCCGUCGAGCAGUUCGCGGGACCAUAUACCCAAGCUCGUGGCGUGGAGAUGGAAGAACGCGUCACCACGGCGUCGACAUCGCCCACUCCUGCACCUUCUGUUCCACCACCCGGCUUUUCUGCCGAACAUGGUCGUGCCGGGAUCGCGUUCAAGCCUCUGAAGCCACCGAUGGAUCCCCUUGCGCCUACGCAGAACGAAGCAAACGACGAAGAGGACGAAGACAGCAGCCUAGAAGAGCAGAUGGUCGACACGGAACACGAAGAAGAAGCCAAAGACGCACAAGACUCAAAAGCGCUAAGCUCGCUCGAGUCCACACCAGAACCCGCGUAUCAAGACCGCAGUGUGGACAGAGCACUCGAUCCCAUGUCAGCCCCGACGCUGAGCAAUCCAACCGCCGCUGAACCCGCUACCACAGCUCUCCGCCACGAAGCAGAAUUCCACUACGAGCGCCGCGCCACGCGCUCCAAGGCAAGGACUCCCGACCCCGGCCGCGCGCCCGCGGAGCGCAAUCUCACGCCCGCGCCAGAGCUGGUGACAAAGCAGGACGACGCGCCCACAGCCCACACGGCGAUUGCAAGUGUAGUGCAGCUCAAGAGACAGACGCGCAGCGCGACGGUUGCACCCAAAGCCGCCGGGAAGAGCGCAGCGAAGAAUACAGCGAAUGUGGCGAAGAAUGUGGCGAAGAAUGUGGCGAGGAAUAUGGCGAAGAAUGUGGCGAAGAACAUGGCGAAGAACCCAGCAAAAGUGCUGGGCAAGCGCAAAACGCGCCGGGCUCCGGCGGUGGAGGACGAGCUGGCGCGGGCGGAGGUGCAGGCGCAGGCGGAGGGUUGUGUUGCGAAGAGGUUGAGGAGUAGGGGUGGGGGGUGAGUUUGUUGCGGGUGUAUUUGUGGGGGGAGAUGGGAUUGGAGAAGGAAAGGGGGUUGUAAAAUGUAGGUGGGGUUUUGACUAGCGUCCUGGCUGGCGUCCUGGCUGGCGUCCUGGCUGGCGUUCUGGCUGGCGUUCUGACUGGCGUUGG